AUGGAGUUAGAGGUGCGGAGAACAACUGGCUCCUCCGCUAAGGGGAUAAAAAGGAGUAUCGGCAUUUCAUACAUCGUUGAGCCUUUUUUAGUUGGACUUUGCUGCCUUAUUGGCACUGAUCAGUUUGAUAUUUUACUAUUUCAUACAGAUAUUUCAAUUAAGUUCCAAUACUAUAUACUACAAAUCACUGUAAUUCUGACUUUACUUGGCUCUGUCCUUAUUAACUUUGAGAAUAACUUUAUUUUAAAUAUUUUUUACUUUUCCUAUACCAUGUUGUUGGUUAUAAUUCAUUUGUCAAGGGUUAAGUUUAUUUACUCGUUUAUAUUUGGGUUAGUUUUCUUAGUUUUGGAUUACUUUCUGCUUGAGCUAAAAACGGAUAAUUUUGCAAACUAUUUUAUUUUACACGUUGGAGUUUUGCAUUUUUUGAUUAUUGCUCUUGUAAAAACGCGUAUUAAUUCAGCUUUUAUCAUAACAUUACACACUAUCUGCAUAGGCUAUUCUAUGACACUCAUUAUAAUACACUCUUGUUCAUACUAUUCUAAAUACAAUUCUGGGUUGGUAUGGUUUGUACUGGGUUUGUUCACAGCCCGGUCAUUGCCUCAACUUUUGUGGAGUUUUCGUGAUGGAGAUCUGGAUCGUGAGAUCCAAGUUCAGAGUUUUUCCGAAAGUUUAGCUAUAUGGAGGUUCGUGUUUUGCUUCGUUUCGUUUAUUAUGAAGCUGACCAUGGGGAAAGCCAAUUUUUAUACCAAUUCAGAGGGUGGUACUAAAUACUUUGAAAAAAUAUGUGAUAAAUUAAAAAAAGCUUAUGAACCAUUUUGCGAUAAAAAAAAAGAUUUUAAAGAUAAUUUUAAGGAGUUAUAUAAGCAUACAAAAGAUUUUUAUAUGUUUAAUAAUGAAAAUUGUAAUAAUAAUGGAGAAUGUAGUUGGUGUAUGCCCUUUUUAGAAAAAAUCUUUUAUUUGUGUCGUUUAUAUCCUUUCUUUUCAUUUAUCUUUACCGGUGGAUUUAUUUUAAAGUCGCCACCACUAACUCACUUAAUAUAUUGUCCUUAUUCAAGUCACCAAAAAUUAAUUAUUGAUAAUAUUAAUAGGAUUUCUUUCCUUAUUGGCUGUUGUUUUGGGGCCGCAUAUCCAGCAUCUGUUACUGGAAAUCAUUAUUAUUAUUACAUCAUCACAUUUAGCGUUUAUUUAUCCCAUAUUGUUCUUUCAGUUACACUCGCUUAUAUUGGUCAAUUCUUAUCUUUAUACAUAUUAUACACUAUAGCUUCUUUAUCGGGUUUUUUCUUGGGAUAUACAUUUUCUUAUUCAUUAGGAGCAUUCACAAAUAGUAUAUUAAUUCAAACUUGUAGAAGAGAAGAGUUUGAUAAUCCCUUUACAAGUGAAAAAACCGAUGAGAAGCUUAUGCCUUGUUGUGGCGAUAAAUUCAAUAAUGAAUGCUACUGUAAGUAUCCAUCUAUUAUACCCGUCCAUCAAACUGUUCAAAUGCCGUUACGUUGUUCCAAAUCUAUUUUCGAAUGUAGAAGUUUGAAGUAUGACCCCAAUGGUUGUAAUGCUAUAAUAAUUUGUGAUAACGAUGCAAAGAUAACUAAUUGUACCAAAAGCCCAUGUGAAGGCGUUUGUUGUACAGAAACUGAUUGUAAGUGUUUGAGGUUGCUUGGAGUUUACAAGCUUGAGGCUGUUUCAACUAGCGCCUGUGCUGAGUGCCAAUUAACUGUAAGAAUUGAGGGAACUAAACUUGAAUGCAAUUCAUGUGGAGGUACCUGCAGUUCUGGAAAUAGUGGAGGUACUUGUAAUUGUCAAAAUGGAGAUGGAACUUGUUGUUUAUGUGUCAAAUGUUGUGAUAAGGGCUGUUGUACUGGUUGUAGUCAGGAGAAAUGCUGUUGUAUAAAAUUUUGUUGCUGUAAAAAUGGAUGUAAAAGUUGUAAGUGUAAAUGUAACGGCAAAAAAAAAUGUUGUAAUGAAUGCAAUGGAACCAACAGCAAAGGUUCGAAUGGCAAUUGUUCAAAUGGAAAAGAUUCAAAUGGCAAUUGUUCAAAUGGAAAAGGUUCAAAUGGAAAGGAAUUCAAAAUAGAAAAUGUUUGUACUAGAAUUUUUAUAUGUUAUAAAAACUGUGCAAAUAAUGGAGAUAAUUGUUGUUUAAGAGAAUUAAAACCAAAUAGUGUUGAUUUUGAUGGUAUGCUAGAUAAAUUUGAAUGCUUUGAUAUAAGAUAUAUAUUCUUUAGAGACUGUUGUCAUGUUGAUAUGCAAAUUGAUUUACAUUGUUCACUAAGAAAUAACUACUUCAGACUGAACGGAGUUAAUUAUCCAAAGAAGUCGAAUGACUCCAAAACACUUAAAUUUUAUGGUAGAAUAUUAAAGUCUUGUAAGCAACCAGAAAAACAAUGUUGCUGUCUAUUCCGAAAAAUUACCAAACUCUUUCUAUCUCCCGAGGAUUGUGAUCCAGAAAAAAAGUGUUCUGAAGACUGCACUGGUAGUUCUGGUGGUUGCUGUACAUGUCCAAAUUGUCUCUUGUUUUGCCGAUUAAAGAUUGAUAAAUCAGGCUCAUUUGUUAAGAGGGUUGAUAAGUUUAGGGUCAAGUUUAUUGUUAUAUCAUUUGUUAUAUUUGCCCUUGUAUGCUUGAUGAUAGAAUCGUUAGUAAUGAUUUCAAGGUAUAGAAACCGCCCAGCCAUUUUUAACCCCAACGCAACGUAUGAACAAAUAACAAAGUUGGUAGAGAAGAAGAACUUUAACUCCGUUGAACAAGUGAGCGCCAGGUUGACAUCGUUAAUGAAUGUGAACAAAAUAGCAGAAGGUGCAAAUGAUGAAAAGAUUAAUCAUUUUAAAAAAAUGUCGGAGGUACUCAAGAAGCACAUGAGUGAACCAGAAUAUCUGAAAUUGUACAGCCACCUAGAAAAUGUAUCACUAACGUUUUUGUCAAGAUCAAAUAGGACAGAGUUCAAAAGUUUAGAAAAACAAGUGAUACUGUGGAGUCAUUGCGUAGGAUUUUUCUACGGGUACGCGUUUCCUUUGUUCACUUUCAUACAAGAGUUCUUUACUAAAUGGGAUAUGAUGUGGAAUAUUGAGCAUGAAAACUAUAUUAGAGUGGUUAGGCCAAGACUUAAUAAAAUGUCACACUUAUCCAAAUAUUCACUCACACUUCUUGAUGUGCUAACGACCAGUGAUAAAACAGUGAGAUCAAUAGGUAUGACCAGAACGUCUUCUUGGGUUGGUGUAAUGGAGGAGCUCAAAUGGGCCGUAAAACUUGAUGAAACUGAGAAGGGGGUGAGCGACUUGCCCCUCGCAACAAGUAUGGGAGAGAAACUAGAACGAUUUUUGAAGGCAUGGUUGCACAGACAAACAUACGUAGGAAGCUGGAUUACUAAGAAAACCAAUGUGUUUGAUUGGGCAGGCUUCACUUCACAGUAUGAAAAUAUAGAGAAAUGGAUUGAGCAAGUUUCACCUUACUUGAUGCUUGGGUCUGAGUACGUCAACAUCCAGCUUAAUGAAUUAAACCAAGAGGUGAAAUCAUAA
Messenger RNA from Theileria annulata, 3507 nucleotides. RefSeq lists its product as uncharacterized. The coding region runs from base 1 to 3507 and encodes 1168 amino acids. The transcript has a single exon. NCBI's taxonomy places the organism in Eukaryota, Apicomplexa, Aconoidasida, Piroplasmida, Theileriidae. The record is from RefSeq and is a predicted model, not a curated record.